AUGGAAUUAAAAUUUUUUAUCAAUUUUAUUAAUGAAACCUUUAAUGGUUCAUGUAAUAAAUUUUUGUGCACUAUAUCAAAAGACUACAUGUUAUUAUUAACAUCUGAAAUUGGUAGUCAAUAUUUUAAGCUUUGCUGUUGUAGUGUAAAAAUGGAUUAUAUUAUUUCUGUAACUACGGCUACUCCAGGUAAUAAGUCAGAUAGAGCAUAUUAA
This is a messenger RNA of Strongyloides ratti, 213 nucleotides long. RefSeq lists its product as hypothetical. The record is from RefSeq and is a predicted model, not a curated record. NCBI's taxonomy places the organism in Eukaryota, Metazoa, Nematoda, Chromadorea, Rhabditida, Strongyloididae. Bases 1 to 213 code for a protein of 70 amino acids. The transcript has a single exon.